AUGGUGCAAAAAGAUACAGUUACCUCAAAGAAUAAUGGCGCUCAAGGUGGUAGCGCUACAACUGGUAAGAGUGGCAAGGUAGCAGCCAGCAAGCAACAAGAACACACAGAUAAUACUCCCAAACAAAACGUAGAGCACAGAGAUAAGAUUAAGAUUAUCAGAGAUGUCACUGCUUGGACCGAAGAGGAAGAUAUUAUCAAAGCCCUCACAGAGUGCAAAUUUGACGUUAAUCUUACUAUAGAUUACAUCUUGGGUGGUGUAUUAAAGCAAGAAUCUGGUCAAUGGCAAGAAGUAAAGAAAAGAGGUGGUGAUGAACAAAGAAAGAAUAAGGAAGACAACCAAAAAGGUGGUAAACCAAUCAAGAAAGAGCACAGAGGUGACAGAGAUAGACCCGACAGAGAUGGAGACCACGCCCGUACUGGCGGUAAAAAUAGAGACUUCAACAAGAGCAAGUUAAACGGAGAUUCAUCUUCACCACAACCACACAGAGAUAACAAUAAACCACAAAGAGACAAUAGAAGACAGCACAGCAAUUCUGUACCAUCACCAUCGUCUCCACCGACCUCUGCCACUUCCACCACCACUACAACUACAUCAACCUCCGAACAACCAGCACAUCCAUCUACUACUUCAACCAGCACUACACACCAAACUCCAGCAGCUUCCACCAACACUCCAUCCGUUUCAGUAGUUGCAUCUCUCGAUAGUUCAUCACAUCCAACCAUCGGUGGAAAGGGUAUGCCAUCAAUGAGUGCACUGAUUCAAGAGAAAGAGAAGGAGCGUGCUGCCCAACAACAAAAGCAACAACAACAAGCCCAAAAAGCUGCACAACAGCAACAAAAUGCUGCUGCCCACCAAUCACAACAAUCUACACAAGCUGCCGCCCCAGCACCAUCACCAUUGCCACUCCCAAAUCCAACUUCAACCACCACCACCACCACUACACCAGCCGCUGCCACUCAAACCACCAACUCCUCUGCUACCACUUCUUCAGGUCAACCAACCUAUGCUUCCAUUCUCACCGCACAACAAAAUAAGAGCAAUACCGUUACUCAACCAAAACCAACUCCAGUUGCUGCCGCUACCACCUCCACCCCAACCACCACCACCGCCGCCACCACUCAAACCACCCCUGCCGAAUCUACAAACACUACUACCGCUUCCCAAACCGUUACUGCUGCACCAGUCGCCACUCCAGUUCCAACUCCACAAUCCACUCAAGUCCCACAACCAGUUGCUCCACCAGCUGCUGCCGUCGCCACCCCAACUCCAGUUGUCUCUGCAGCCCCAACUCAAACUGCUACCCCAACUCCAGUUGCCACUACCGCCACUGCUACCACAGCUGCUCAAGCACCAAUUGCUACUGCCGCUGCCACCACCGGUGCACCAACUCCACAGCGUACCAACUUUGGACAAAAGCCAGGUAGCACCCAUGCCUGGAAACCAAAGGAUUCACCAUCCACUUCACCCUCCCUUGUAUCAUCUGCUUCGAAUCAACAAAAUGCCUCUAGACAACCAAUUGGAACCAAACAACAAAGUAAAAUCUUUGAUGCCCCAGUUGCUUUGCCAGAUGCUCUCAACUUUGAUCCAAACUAUGACGUUCAGUUUGGUAAAGAUCCAUCACAACCAACCACUGCCACCCAAACACCAACACCAGUUCAACCACCACAACAACAACAACCCCAAGUCGUUCAACCAGUUGCUCCUGUUCAACAACCACAACAACAACAACCAGCCGUUGUCCAACCACCAAAGCAACAGCAACAACACCAACAACCAGCCGUUGUUCAACAACAACAACAACCAUCGCAACAACCAAUUCACCAUCAUCACAACGUAGUUGGUCAAAACACUGGUAUUCAAGCCUCUGUUCAACAACAAUACCAAGCAUUCCAAUCGAUGAACCAAAAUCCAAACAUUCCAUCGAUGGAUCCACAACACAUGAUGCAAGAAACCGAUCUCCAGCACAUGUCAUACCAAUACCCGUACAUGGUCCCAAUGAUGCCAGCAUUCUUUGAUGACAAUGGUUUCGGAGUUCGUCAACAACAGUUCUACGAAUCCUACAACCAAAAUGCCUACAACGGACGUACCACCUCGCCAGUAAACGACAACACCACCUCCAACACUAACAAAUCCUUCCAGCGUAAUAAUCAAAACAAUAACCAGCAAACUUUCCGCGGAUCUGGAGACAAUACCAAUAAAUUCCACCAAGAUGGCCAAAAUCAAUCGACUCACCCAUCCUCGCAAUCACCACCACUUCCACAACAAUCACCAUUCCCAUACCAAUACGGUUACCCAUAUGCCUACUCGCAAUACAGCCCAUAUCCAAACCAAAACACCCAAUUCCAAUUCCCACCAUACGGUUAUGCUCCAAAGCACUACUUGAACAUGGGACGUUAUCAUCCAAACCAAACCCAAGCUUACCCAGAGCAAGAGGAAUUCAAGAACAUGUACAGCUAUUCUUACUUCCCAAACAACACCGAUCCAUCUCUCCAAGCCAAGCUCGGUCAACAACAAGGUCAACAACCAUUGAGCAGCUCACCAACUAGCUCAAAGACCUUUGGACAAAACGCCAACGCUCACCAAUCCGCCCCAUCAAACAACCAGUCUGCACCAAACUCACAAGCUCCAGGCGAUCUCUCUGGACAAUAUGGAAAGGGACAAUACAACCGUGCCACCACCAACGACCAAAACAACUACUACACACCACAAUCACAACAAUAUAUGCCAUCUCAUUUCAACCCAUCUUUUCCACAAAGUAACCAAACCCAAAGACACUACCCAUUAUCUUAA
Messenger RNA from Heterostelium album PN500, 2793 nucleotides. RefSeq names its product ubiquitin system component Cue domain containing protein. Gene Ontology annotation, molecular function: protein binding. NCBI's taxonomy places the organism in Eukaryota, Evosea, Eumycetozoa, Acytosteliales, Acytosteliaceae. The transcript is spliced from 2 exons. The record is from RefSeq and is a predicted model, not a curated record. Bases 1 to 2793 code for a protein of 930 amino acids.